Strongylocentrotus purpuratus (purple sea urchin) is the source of this 6472-nucleotide messenger RNA. It is a transcript of the gene ctdp1, whose product is annotated as RNA polymerase II subunit A C-terminal domain phosphatase. Gene Ontology annotation, molecular function: RNA polymerase II CTD heptapeptide repeat phosphatase activity. Gene Ontology annotation, cellular component: nucleus. The record is from RefSeq and is a predicted model, not a curated record. The transcript is spliced from 6 exons. The coding region runs from base 30 to 2417 and encodes 795 amino acids. Lineage: Eukaryota; Metazoa; Echinodermata; Echinoidea; Camarodonta; Strongylocentrotidae.
UUUUUUUCUAAUUUCCCUCUCUUUUCAAAAUGGCGGCGACUGCGCCCCUGGAAAUUUCUCUUCCUGAAACAAAAUCUUGUAAAAUAUCCAAAUUGAAGGUGAAAUCUGGCUCAAAAGUAUCAAGAGGAAGCGUAUUGCUUUUAUAUAAAUUUGAAAAUGGAGAUGGCAGUGGUGGAGAGAAAGAGUCUGAGCAGAAAUUGAAGUCUCAACAAGUGGGAACUGUCCAAGAUAUCCUUGCAAAUGAAGGAGACGAAGUGAAGCCUGGGUCGGUCGUCCUGAGGAUUGCAAGAUGUUCCCAUCCCACUGUUAUGAAAGAUAUGUGUGCAGAAUGUGGGGAAGAUUUGAGAAAGGAUGAGGAGGUCAAGCAGACACCCGCAACCAAAGCUUGUGUGUCUAUGAUACAUAGUAUCCCUGAACUUCAUGUCAGUAAAGAAGAAGCUGCUGUUCUAGCCAAGCUUGAUGAGGACUCUCUGAUCAAGCACAGAAAGUUGGUUCUGCUUGUUGAUCUGGACCAGACGCUCAUCCACACUACACUCGAUGAGGUCCCAGCUGAUAUGCCCGGAGUUCACCAUUUCCAGCUGAGGAAGGGUCCCAUGUUCCCCUGGUACCAUACCAGGAUCAGGGACAACUACCAGCAGUUUCUGGACCUCAUCAGUCAGUUCUACCAGCUGCACAUCUUCACCAUGGGGGUCCGCCUCUACGCCCACACCGUUGCCGAGAUCAUCGACCCAGAGGGAAAGUUCUUCUCCCAUCGCAUACUCUCAAGGGACGAGUGCGUUGACCCUCACUCGAAGAAGGCAAAUCUCAGGUCCAUAUUUCCUCGAGGUGACAAGAUGGUGUGUAUCAUUGAUGACAGGGAUGAUGUCUGGAACUUUGCUCCCAACCUCAUCCAGGUCCCUCCCUACCGUUACUUUGAAGGCACAGGUGAUAUCAACUCCCCUGUAAACCUGAAUGAUCGCAACAAUGCACCCGUGAAGAAGCCCAGGGAAUCACCAACCAAGUAUACAUCAUCUCCUGCUUCACAAAAGGGAGAAGGGGAUGAUAACUCGAGAGAUGCAGAGAGCAAGGAGGCCAAAGGUGCAGUAAGCAAGGAGGCAGAGGAGGAAGAGAAGACUACCAAAGAAGAGAACAAAGCGGUGGACGAGAAAUCAGAGGUGUGCAGUUCAGAGGUGUCAUCAACGACAAAGGACAGUGAGGAAGAAUCCAGUGAUAAAGUGGACGAGGGACGUGGGAAGGGGUCCGGGGAGGGAGAUAAGAAAGAGGCAUCAAAGGAUGAAAUGGAAGAAGGUGAACUUGCCCAAGAAAAGGAAAGUGACAGUGAUAAGGUGACCACUACAGAUGGCACCAGCACAGGAGCUACGUCACCUGAAGAGGACAAGGAUGAAUACUUGCUCUACCUUGCAGACACACUCGCGCGCAUUCACAGGACAUUCUUCAAACAGGUAGAAGCAAAUCCUCAGGAGCUCCCAGACCUGAAAUCCAUCGUUCCUGCAAUGAGAAUGUCUGUUCUGAAGGGAUGCAACAUUGUCUUUAGCAGUGUGUUCCCCACCAAUAUGCCUCCAGAACAGAGCAGGGUGUGGAAAGUGGCACUUGCACUAGGUGCAAAGGUCUCUCCUCAAAUUGUAACAAAGAGUAAAGAGGAACAGGCCAAAGGAAGGGCUUCUACACAUCUUGUUGCUGCCAAGGUUGGCACGUCAAAGGUCCACGCGGCCAGACGAAGCAAAAGCAUCUUCAUUGUUGAACCAGAUUGGCUGUGGUGCUGUUGGGAAAGAUGGGAGAGGGUGGAUGAGAGGCUCUUUAUUCUUGCUGAUGUCAGCAAGCAUGGCAGCAGAAGUAGCACCCCAGGCUUCAGUGACACAGAGAGCACAGGAUCCCAGAAAGCUAAGAAAGGAAAAGGCAAGGCCAAGGCCAGCACCAACGGAAAUCCUGGCUCCACGGGGAUGCCAGGGCAAAGGACAAAGAGCAGGCCCUUGAGCAUGUCUGAGGACUACAAUCCAAUGUACAGCUUCUCAUCGGAAGACCUUGCCAGUAUGGGCAAGGAGGUUGAGGAUAUGUUUGGUAGUAGUAGUGGCGAGAGCAGUAGUAGUAGCAGUAGCAGUGAGUCAGAGGAUGAGGCUCGUUCUAACCCAACCAGUCUGGGCAGCGUGACUAGACCAGCUUCCUCCUCCUCCAGCGAAGAAAGUCUGACGGCAGAAAACCCCAGAGGAUGGAAGCGCAAGAGGGAUGAGAUGGAGGACAAGGAUGAUGACGUGAAUGACUUUGACCCAUUUCAGAGACCCGUAGAGGACAGUAGCUCAAGUGCAGGGCUGAGCGAGGGAGAAGAAUGGUUCAGCGAGGAAGAAGGACAGAAGAUGGCAAAUGCCAUCGAUGACUUACUCACGUAUAAGAGAAGUGUCAGAAAGUGGGACGAGGGUUGAUCCUUUCCAGCCUGAUUUCAUUACCAAUUACAAUCUGUUUUAAAGAUAUGAUAUUGAUUCUAUUAAUACAGUAGUACUGUUUAUAAUGGUGUACACAGCACAAAUAGUGGCCCUGAUUUUCUAAAAUUGUGUCCGUCCUUAGCUUGUACAUGUAUUUGAUAAAUUGAGUUGAAUUGCAUGCCUUGUAUGUUAGAUUUGACAAUACAUGCUACACUUUUUUUUCUUCUUCAAGUGUAGAACUAUAAAAACAAAUUCCAAAAGAUGUUUAACUCCAAAUUAUAUUUUAAAUCGAGCCUUUCCUAGUAGUUAGUUACUACUGAGCUACAUGUAUACUAGCAAUUAGUGUGUAUCUUGAACUAUUACGACUCCAUUGUGUAAACGAAUUGCCUCCUCAUUUAUCCAGCAAAACACUAUGUUUACUAUUCACAAUAAGAAUUUGCAUGUUGAUAUUAAAGUAAUGCACAUAGAACUUAAAUUAGUCAAAUUUGAUUGCGACGACUCAUCAAUUUUGUAAUUACCACAUCUUCCAGCAGUAAUGCCGGAUCAAUUAGCAAGUUUCAAUACGGGUGAAUUGUACAUUUAUCAAUUUGUAUAUAUGAUGAACUAGACAGCUAGAUGUAUGUUGUUCACUGUUUGUCAAAGAAGAAGAAAAAGAGGUACCCGACUACCUGUUAAAAGUUUGAUUUUCUUGUUUCGGGCAACUUUGACAUAUGGACCAAUUGUUUCUCAUGCUUUCUGAGCAGUGCUCCGGAGUGUUUUAACAGUUACUUGUGCAAACUUAUGAAAUUCAACAUUAAUGUGAAGUUAUCAUGAUUUAAGUUUAUUGCAUACAUUUUGAUGUUUGAAUUUUUAAACAUGUAUCUAAUGGAGCCUUGAAUAAUUAAUUGCACACCAAGAAGCGUGUGUACAUGGUAUAAAACUUGCAAAUAUAUUACUGGUAGCUACUAGUAAGUGUAUGUUUCACUUUAAAAGCAGAGUAGUGUAUUGCAUGAGAUGUUAUACAUUUAGUCUGAUUUUUUUUUGUUUUUCAUGAUCUUCCUCUCUCACAAUACCAGAAUGAGUGAAAUUGUGAACAUCAAAUGAUUUCAUUCUAAAAGCAUGUGUUUUUGCCAAAAUUAUGUUUCUAUAUGCCUAUGAAUCAAGCUAGUAAUAAUGCCAUUUUUCUAUGCUCAAUCUGUAAUCAGGAAACAAAUUUGAAAUUUCUUGAUGUGCAACUUUUUCAUGGCCAUAGAGGGUAGCAAUCGUUUCACAAGUUCAAAAUUCUUUAUUUUCUUCCCAUUUUCUUUCAUCAUUUUCUGAUUUCCAUCACGAAUGAGAAUGCAUACUUCCAAAUCAGAAAUUACUACGAUGCAUGUAAAAGAAGAGAUAAAACCUUGCCAUUAUAUUUUGUUAAUGUGUACACAUGUAUAAAGCUUUAGCUUGUGAGUGCACUCAAUGCAUGCGAGAAUAGUUUUAGGAUAUUUGGCCCAAUUAUUAGGGCUUCGUUUUUAAAGUGCAAAAUUUAUUGGUAUUUAGGUAUAAGCAAAGUUUCUGCGUAAAUGAAAACAUGGGAAGAUAGUGACCCUCAACUAUGAAAACCUCUUGCUCAAUUUGGUAUUGGAAGGAAUACAUGUACUCACAAAUGUGCAUCUUUUCCAAAAAUUACUAUAAAAUGAAGGUAAUUAUAGAAGCAUUAUAUGUGCUGUAGACACGUUCAAUAGGCAAUUUGAGUUAAAUAGCCAUUUUAAAGACCCUAUCUGAUGAAAAUAAAACUGUAUAUCAAUUGAAAGCUGAAUGAAUGUAGAUUACACAUAUAAAGGAAUAUAAAGUAUUUUCUCUUUCAGUAUUGCACAAAAGCAAUUUAAAACCUCAUUAAAAACAAGGGUAAAGUUUUACAGAGACGAUAUUAUAUGUGGAACUGAUUGGCUCGCCUAUAUACGUGAGUAUAGUCAUUGUGAAUAUGUAUACUGUACUAGUUUUUUAGGUUGACGAUUUCUGAUUUUCAAAGAGCCGUUACUCCUCUGACAGACUUUAAAAUAGCAUAUAAUUGAUAUCAUUGUACCGUAAUCUAUGGCCUAUACUAGUAGUUCAUCUACAUAUGUGUUCCAGUUUUCACUUCCGAUAGGGGAUGUAUAUGUUUAACCAAAAUUUUCAUAAGCAAGACAUUUUUUUAUGAAUUCUGGGAAUGGUCAUCAGGUCAUGAUUUACAAAAGUUUCAUGCUGGAAAAUAAUUGAAUCCAGCACUAUCUUUUGCUUUUCACACAAGUUUCUUACUGCGAAUGGUUGGUGUUGUCAAUUUUUAGUGCAAGAUUUUGUUUGUUUUGUAGUCCUUUUCUGCAAAAGGGUCAGUUGCCCAAGGGUUGCGACAUGACUGCAAACAAUCUUUACAUUCUAUUAUUUUGUAUUAAAUCAAAUCAAGGAAUUUAUACAUUAUAAGUAGAUUCAGUCAUAAACAAGUUCACUAAAUACCUCAUUCAAGGCUUUUUUCAAGCCGCCAAAUCAACUCUUGAAACUGACCUAUUUGUUACAAUUUUGGGUAAUGCAAUGUUAUGUUUGGUCUGUUUUUGGUAGACUGAUGUUGGGCUAGGUGGUGUAUCUGGGGUUUUACAGUAUACCAAAAUAUGUUUGCCUUGUGAAACACAGCAUGCGACCAUUGUGACUGCAGCAUAACAUUCUUAAAUACUGUAGCUAGAAGUGUAGAGUGUAUACUUUUAUACAAGUUGAGCAUGAUGAAAUAAACCUUUUUUUUUUAUAGAUUUUGCAGAUUUCUUCAAAACAUAAGCAAAGAAUGAGUCAUGCAAUUAUUUUUUCGUAUUUACAAGAAAACCAAAAACAGUGUCAGGAUCGUGGCAUGGUAGUUGUCAUUUUUAGUUCCUGGCGUUUUUUAUUUUGCAUUUUGUUAGAGACUAAAGUAUGUAUAUAUUGAAAUUCUAUUUGUAUAGAUGAAAGUUAUGAAGGAUCAGUACCGAAUAUUAUUCAAAAUCUUUUCAAUGUUUUGUGAUAACCACAGUGGAGUAUUUUUGUUACCAUGGCAAAAUUAAAUGCUGAUAAAUAGAAUGAAGUGUACAGAUGAUUAGAUUUUUAUUAUAUUUUUAGUACUACAGAGCAGCAUAUGAUUUCUUUUGUAACAUAAAUGUGAAAACAAAAUGAAAUGCAUGUAUAGCUGUUUGAUGAUUGGAAAAAGAAAAGAAACAAUCAAGUUUUGGAUUUCCAUGAGUAAAAGUAAAGAAAAAUAAAAUAAAAUGUGUGCUUUCACAGGGUUAAUUAGUUUGUGUGCAGGUUGUGAAACAUUUCAAAGCAAUAUGCAACUAGCCAAGAUCAUAUAGGCAUCAUGACAGUUGAAUAAUGUGUGUCACAGUGUACUACCAAACUUAAAAAGAAAACCGAUUCAGAUUUGUCACGUUGCAGAUGUUACACUUAAUAUUGCCAGUGGGUUACUAAUGUUGCAACUAAUCAAAUUAGCAUUGACCAAUGUAGCUGGCUAUGUUUAAUACAAGGCUUACAAUGCUUUAAUACAAGUGUGGCACUGAAAGAAUAAAUAUUAAGUUUUCACUGAUCUUUAACAGUUUCUUCCGAAAAAUAACUGAAUACAUCUUCGAAGGACUUAUUUAUUGGUUUAUUGCUAUUAAUUGUAUGAUUUAAUGUGCACAUAAUGCCUUGAUCUGAAUAGCUCAAACAUUACAAAAUGGUGAAUUAAUUACAUUUACUAAAAAAAGGCUACACCAGUAAAGUUUAAACACACAAUGCUUGUAAUAGCUAUAGCUUCUUCUGGUAGAAUAAUACUUAAAAAAUAUAAUAUUGGUCCAUUUGUACUUGCAAUCAAAUGUGUAGCUAUUUCUUCUGUAGCUUAUAUUUAAGCAUACCGUAUUCACCACAAGAACAUGGAUGUCAACAGUCCUUCUUAUAAGAAUCUUAAUUCUCAUGUAUGUUUUCGUGUAUUAAGCACGUUAACAGUCAAGUGAAAGCACUAUGCACAAUCGGAUGUUUCAUGCUGCUUGUGGUUGCUAUGAACUUUAUCAGUUACAUCAAAUUGUAUAGUGAUACAAAUUUCAUGGAAUAAAGAUGUUACUUCUCUA